GCUCAGAGGGAGGAAGGACCGUAGAGCUGACCGGACAGGACUGCAGUGCUCCUGAGCGUUUCUGGAGCAGAAGCUCUUCCCCCAGACGGAGGGACGGACCGGGCAGCAGGCACCAUGGAGCCCCCCUCGGCCCCUCCCCGAGGAGGACGCGUCCCCUGGCAGGAGCUCCUGCUGGCAGUCUCACUCUUAACCUUCUGGAACCCGCCCACCACUGCCCAAGUCACUGUGGAAUCGGUGCCGCCCAAUGUUGCUGAAGGGAAGAACGUUCUUCUUAGUGUCCACAAUCGGCCUGGGGAUCUUAUAGGCUAUGGCUGGUUCCGAGGGCCAACUGCAGAGCCCAGCCUUCAAAUUGUAUCAUAUGUAGUAAACACACAAAAUAGUACCACAGGGCCUGCAUACAGUGGCAGAGAGACAAUAUACCCCAAUGGAUCCCUGCUGUUCCAGAACAUCACCCUGAACGACACAGGAUACUACACCGUACAAAUCAUAAAGAAAAAUUUACAGGUUGUUCAAGGAAGAGGACAGCUGAGCGUAUUCCCGGAGUUACCCAAACCCAGCAUCACAAGCAACAACUCCGACCCCGUGGAGAAUGUGGAUUCUGUUGUAUUAACGUGUGGACCUCAAACUCAGAGCACAGGCUACCUGUGGUUAGUAAACAAUGGGAGCCUCCCGGCCAGCGCCAAGCUGGAGCUGUCCCUGGACAACAGGACUCUCACUAUACACGGUGUCACAAGGAAUGACACAGGACCCUAUGAGUGUGAAACUCGGAACCCAGUGAGUGUCGGUCGUAGUGACCCAUUCACCCUGAAUGUUCUCUAUGGCCCGGAUGCCCCCACCAUUUCCCCCUCAGACUCCUAUUACCAUCUAGGGGCCAAGCUCAGUCUCUCCUGCCACGCAGCCUCUAACCCGCCCGCACAGUAUUCUUGGUUUAUCAAUGGGAGGCCCCAGUCAUCCACACAGGAGCUCUUUAUCCCCAACAUCACAGCGAAUGAUAGCGGAUCCUAUGCCUGCCUCGCCUAUAACUCUGGCACUCGCCUCAAUAAGACCACAGUCAAGACUAUCACAGUCUCUGAGCCAGUGGCCCAGCCCACUGUGCAUGCCAGCAACACCACAGUCACAGGAAAUAAGGACUCUGUGGUCCUGACCUGCUCCACAAAUAACACUGGAGUCUCUAUCGGGUGGCUCUUCAAUAACGAGAGUCUAAAGCUCACGGAGAGGAUGAAGCUGUCCCAGGACAACAGCACCCUCACCAUAGACCCUGUCAGGAAGGAAGAUGCCGGGACUUACCAGUGUGAGGUCUCCAACCCAGGCAGUUCCAGUAAAAGUGACCCUGUCAGACUGGCUGUGGAAGAUGAUAGAACGCAACCAAAUUCUGGCCUCCCACCUGGGGCUAUUGUGGGCAUUGUGAUUGGAGUCCUGGCUGGGGUUGCUGUGAUAGCAGCCCUGGUGUACUUUCUGUUUAUCAGGAAGACUGGCGGGGCAAGUGACCUGCGUGAUGUCACAGAGCACAAACCCUCAGCCUCCAACCACAGUAAGGACCAUCCUGACAAUUUGUCUAACAAGAUUGAAGAAGUUGCAUAUUCUUCCCUGAACUUCAAUGCCCAGGAAUCAACGAAAUCAACUUCGGCCUCCCCAUCCCCAGCAGCCACAGAAACGGUGUAUACAGAAGUACGAAAGAUGUAACGCAAACUGUCCUGCUCACUGUGCUCUUUCCAAGCUUCUCGUCCCCUUCACUAUGAGAUCCCUUUACCCUCAGGGAAAAGGGGAAGAAGCCUCUUUCCCCACCUCACUCCCUAAUGAGGCGCCUCCGGGCUGCCUGGUCACAGCCCCUCCCUUCAGUGUCAAUAGAUGAAAAGGUACAUCCGGGAUUCUAGGAAACCCAACCCUCCUUGUCAUUGAAAUUUGGCAAAGCAGACCUUGGGAAGUGGCCACAACCUCUGCCCCUCGGCCUUCCCUUGUUUUAAACGUACCUAUUCCUUCCUGCCCCAGUCCUGCCCUACUGGAGUCUAACUUGAAUUUACCAUAACCUUGAGCGUCCUCUCCUGAUCCGCUGAAAUGCACGUGCCAGAAAAGAAAAGAGAGAAGAAGUAAAAGUAAAAACUUCUCUCUCUCCAAAGCCCCGUUGUGAACCCCACCCUGCACAGGAAGACAAAUAGGCUGAAUGGGGAUGCUGAACCAAAUUCCACACCUUUGUCCACUGUCAGAGUUGUCUACCAGGGCCUAAACACCUUGCUGCGUAACUAGAAAGCCACCUAAGCCAUUUGACAAGCCUGUCUUCAGAGAACCCACUAGAAGCAGUUAGGAAAAUUAUUCGCUGAGGUCUACAGGUGAUUCCUAAAGGAAAAUGCAAAAAAAAAAAAAAAAUGCAGGUAUUAUGAAACAUAUUUAUAAUAAUAAUAAUAAUAAACAUAUUAUAAAAUAAAAAAUAUUUUAUUAUUCAAGGAGAUGCCCACAGAAGGAGGGCUUACAGCUUCAGGGAGCAGUCAGCUCUUAGUAGAGAUAAUCAGCUGGGAAUUUGGGAAAGGAGUCAGAGAGCUACCCUUCAGAGAUUAUUUAAAAAAUUGUUAAAGAACGCAGUUUGGUGUAUUAGUUUCUUUCCCUGAGAUAGUCUGACAUUCUAGUUUUUGCAACUGCUUGUUUAUGUGAAAGGGGCUAUAUCUACUUAGCUAGGUAAGACAACCUGACUGCCUUCAGUGGAAGAAGCCACCAAGACCGCACAAUUCCCCUUGGCCAGGAGCUCCUCAAGGUGUUUAUGUCGGGGGCUCCAAAAAAGAAAAGCAGCAGCAGCAGCAGUUUUCCUCCUUCGUGGCUAGGAAUGGGUCUAAUUCAGUUUCCCGGCAUCUCAGUCCGGUCUUCAUCCACCAUUGCUUUCCAUGUCUCUGCUGUGCAUGGUGUCUGCCCCACUCACUUUCUAGGAGACCUGGCCUCUGCCAAGGUUCCACUGGUCCUUGAGAAGUGGGGGUGCCCUGAAGGGAACACACUCACACCCCUGUUGGCAUUGCUUACCCCCUGGAAAGCUGCCCUGGUGCUGACGCUCCUGGGGAACCAGGGCGGUGAGGGGUGUGAGGACAGGGGAGGGUGAUAACUGGGUUGGAGGUGCCUUGAACAGCCUCUGAAAUGUUUUCUCCCACGGGGUCUAUGAGCCCCAGUGUGCAGAAUAGAAAAGAAGGGCAGAAGAAGGAGAGGCAACAUACUUCCCACCCAGCCUCCUCUACACAGUCUCUUUGGGGUUGAGAAAGGGGUUUUAUUCGAUAUUGAUUACUUGAUGUCAUGCUGUGUCUGAGGCCCCUCAAAGAGGGCGAGUUGGGAAUUCUCUAUACUCAGGUACCUCUUUCAAGGGUUUUCUAACCCUGACACAGUCUGUAUAUACUUCCCCUCAUCCAUGCUAUUCUGUGUUAUUUAAUUUUGUCUGGCUAGGGCUACUUCUGAAUUAUUUGUAAAAUCUGCUCUAUAUUUAUAAUAAAAAUUAUAAAGUCAACAUGAA
Messenger RNA from Zalophus californianus (California sea lion), 3484 nucleotides. Its product is annotated as carcinoembryonic antigen-related cell adhesion molecule 1-like. Gene Ontology annotation, cellular component: cell surface; plasma membrane. The coding region runs from base 115 to 1683 and encodes 522 amino acids. Gene Ontology annotation, molecular function: protein tyrosine kinase binding. The record is from RefSeq and is a predicted model, not a curated record. Lineage: Eukaryota; Metazoa; Chordata; Mammalia; Carnivora; Otariidae. Gene Ontology annotation, biological process: regulation of immune system process; signal transduction. The transcript has 9 exons.